AGAGAGAGAGAGAGAGAGAGAGAGAUGGAGGGGGAGGCAGUGGUUGAAGAAGAAGCCUGAAAAGCAGCGCUGAGGAAAAACAAAGACGUCUGUGAGUUUUUCUCUUGUAUCAGGAUGACUGUCACAUAUUCUAGCAAAGUAGCGAAUGCCACCUUCUUCAGUUUCCACCGGCUGCUGCUGCGCUGGAGGGGCAGCAUCUACAAACUGCUGUACAGAGAGUUCAUCCUGUUUGUUGUGCUCUACACCGGACUGAGCGUCGUGUACAGGCUCGUCCUCUCCGAAGAGCAGAAGCGGUUGUUCGAGAAACUUUCCAUGUACUGCGAUAAAUACGCAGAGCAGAUUCCCGUCACCUUCGUUCUGGGAUUUUACGUGACUCUGGUGGUGAAUCGAUGGUGGAAUCAGUUUGUUAACCUGCCCUGGCUUGACCGACUUAUGUUCCUCAUCUCCAGCUGUGUUCAGGGUAAAGAUGAAUAUGGCCGCCUGCUGCGCCGAACGCUCGUACGUUACGUUAACCUGACGUCACUGCUCAUCUUCCGCUCCAUCAGCACUGCUGUCUGCAAACGCUUCCCGACCAUUGACCACGUGGUCGAGGCAGGUUUCAUGACUCCAGAGGAGAGGAAGGUGUUUGAGGACAUCCGUUCUCCUCAUCUGAAGUACUGGAUCCCUGUUGUCUGGUUCUCCAACUUAGCGUCUAAAGCACGACAGGAAGGACGCAUCCAAGACAGCAUUGACCUGCAGAAUAUUCUCAAUGAGAUGAAUCUGUUCAGGACUUGGUGUGCAACCCUUUUUGGCUACGACUGGGUCGGCAUCCCACUGGUUUAUACACAGGUCGUCACUCUUGCAGUCUACACCUUUUUCUUCGCUUGUCUGAUUGGUCGUCAGUUCCUCGACCCCGACCAGGGUUACCAUGGCCACGACCUUGACAUCUACGUCCCCGUCUUCACUCUGCUGCAGUUCUUCUUCUACUCUGGCUGGCUGAAGGUGGCGGAGCAGCUGAUCAACCCGUUCGGAGAGGACGAUGAUGACUUUGAAGCUAACUGGAUCAUCGACAGGAACCUUCAGGUGUCUCUGCUGGCCGUAGAUGAGAUGCAUAUGAACUUGCCUCACAUGACCAAAGACAUGUACUGGAAUGACUGUGAGGCACGUCCACCCUACACACUAGCAGCUGCCGACUACUGCAUCCCUUCGUUCCUUGGCUCCACCACCGACAUGGGACUCUCUGAUAUCCUGCAGUUUGAUGACACUGAUGUUAUUGACAGUCAUCGACGGCAACAGGACUCGAUUUUGCCUUCGCGCCAAGAGUCGGUUCUGGGUCGAGUCCGUCGGCUGCUGAGCGUUCAAGAGCCUCCUGACCUCCGACCUCCUCGACCCAUAUUCAAACGACAUAGCAGUGAUGCAACAGGAAGCUUCUUUCCAGACUUCAGGAUCCAUCCAGGUCCAGAGGACCUGAGUCGACCCUCCUCCUUGGCCAUGCCUCCCCUUGACACCCUGUCCACCUUAAGAGAGGUCAGCAGCAACCCUCCAUCCCCUGAAAGCUCACCCUCUGCUGUUUUCCCUCAGCUCAUUGUCAGCCCGCCAUUGUCUGGUGACAUCUGUUACAACUUGGAUUCUUCUGGCAAUGGUGAAGCAGCAAAACCUCAAAAUGGACUGGAUCCCUCUCCCAUUGAGGAGACUCAGGGCUCUGACACUCCAAGGACCGGCUCCACAGUCUGUUGUUCCCCCACCCAGCUAGGACCCAAGGCAUUUCGCUGGACAACACUAAAUGGUCAGAAUCACCAACCGACCCGACCAAGAGGGCGCCAGUUCUCCCUUCAAUUCUCCAGGCAGUCAUCCAAAGGGUCAGUCCGCAGCCUGCCAAGCCCCAAGGCUCUGGGAAGGCGGAGACGAGGCCUGGCUCGAUUCCAGUCCAGACGAUCACCUGGUCCUCCCACUGACACUCUGCAGCUCCCUGACCCUGAGUACAACCAUGACUUCCAGGGAAUGUCAGGGGCUGAGGAUGAGAAUAGAGAGGGAACCAACAGCAGCCAAGAGAUCAAAAACCCAAACUCCCAGUCACAGAGCUCGGAUAAACGAGAGCCAUUCACAGAUACAUAAUACUGCCCAAACAGAGCCAAUCUCUAAGCUGGUAACAACAAGAGAAGUCACAGCUUUGAAGAGGAAAGUUUAUUUAAACAAACAAAUACUUAGAAAGCUCAGGCCUCGAAAGGGAUCCUCUGAAGCCUGGAGUUCCUGCUUGUUGCCAGCUUUGUCAGUGCAGACUAACCCGAACCCCAAGAUGGUACACCAAAGAACACAAAAGACAAGAAGGAAUCCUAUUACUGUUAAUCAGAAAUAAGCGCAACCGGGCAAAGGUGGUAAGAGCAAGCGGCAACCCUCACAGCUGAAUGUGACUGGUUGAAACACAUGCAAUUCAAGAUGCCUUAAUAUUUUCUUAAUAUAUAAAUAACUCAAUGCACAUCACUAAACAUCCAUUCAUCCAUCUUCUAUACCGCUUAUCCGUCAGGGUCGUGGGGGGCUGGAGCCUAUCCCAGCUGACUGCGGGCGAGAGGCAGGUUCACCUUGGACUGAUCUCCAGUCAAUCGCAGGGCCAACACACAAAGACAGACAACCACACACUCUCACACUCACACCUAGGGGGCAAUGUAGAGUAGCCAAUUAACCUAAUGUGCAUGUUUUUGGGAUUG
Molecule: messenger RNA, 2684 nt
Organism: Scatophagus argus
Lineage: Eukaryota; Metazoa; Chordata; Actinopteri; Scatophagidae
Product: bestrophin-3-like
Exons: 14
Coding region: 115-2094 (659 amino acids)
Molecular function (GO): chloride channel activity
Source: RefSeq, a predicted model, not a curated record